Messenger RNA from Schizosaccharomyces octosporus yFS286, 5041 nucleotides. Its product is annotated as myosin II heavy chain. The record is from RefSeq and is a predicted model, not a curated record. Gene Ontology annotation, biological process: actin filament organization; vesicle transport along actin filament. Gene Ontology annotation, molecular function: actin filament binding; ATP binding; microfilament motor activity. Gene Ontology annotation, cellular component: actin cytoskeleton; vesicle; myosin complex. Bases 225 to 4844 code for a protein of 1539 amino acids. The transcript has a single exon. NCBI's taxonomy places the organism in Eukaryota, Fungi, Ascomycota, Schizosaccharomycetes, Schizosaccharomycetales, Schizosaccharomycetaceae.
GUUGAGAGUUACUUUCUCUAUAGUAGCUACCAUCCACACCACUUAGCUUCAGCUAAUUUUUUGAUAACUUUUGGAUAUUUAUAGUUUUGAACAGGAUUCCCUUUGUUAGUUGAACUCUUUGAGAGCUCUUGUCACUCUUUUAGCAAUUGCACGCUAUUUGUGAAAUUCGAUCGUUUGUUUAUCCCUAUACAGCAUUGCGGGAUAUAUGAAUAAGACCUGAACAUAUGGAUAGAAAUUUAAAAGGAACUAUUGGCGAUUCUUUAGCUGAUAAUAGCUUGAAUGAUAUAGAUAACAAACGAUGGGUUUGGAUUUCACAUCCUGAGACUGCAUUCACGAAGGCUUGGAUAAAAGAAGAACUUGAUGAUGGCAAAUAUGUAGUCCGAUACAACAAUUCCAGAGAUCAAAGCGUUGUUGGUCAUGAUGAAAUCCAACCUCUUAAUCCUAGUCGGUUCGACCGAGUUAACGAUAUGGCUGAAUUGACGAAUUUGAAUGAGCCCUCGGUCACCUAUAAUUUAGAGCAGCGAUACCUUUCCGAUCAGAUCUAUACCUAUUCAGGUUUGUUUUUGGUAGCUGUUAAUCCAUAUCGACGAUUACCUAUCUAUGGCAAAGACAUGAUUCAAUUAUACAAGGACAAAAGCCAAGAGCGAAAACUUCCCCAUGUUUUUGCGAUUGCUGACCUUGCUUACAAUAAUCUGUUGGAAAACAAGGAAAACCAAUCCAUUCUUGUUACUGGUGAGUCUGGUGCUGGUAAGACGGAGAAUACCAAACGAAUUAUACAGUAUCUUGCUGCUGUUGCAAGUAAUCCAAAUGUGAUAUCUGGAGAACAAUUAGAAGAGCAGAUUUUAAAGACAAACCCCGUCCUUGAAGCUUUCGGCAAUGCCAAAACAGUGCGCAAUAACAACUCUUCUAGAUUUGGAAAAUUCAUUAAAGUGGAAUUUUCUGUCAGUGGUGAAAUUGCUAAUGCUUCUAUUGAGUGGUAUUUGCUGGAAAAAUCCCGUGUUGUUCACCAAAGCUCAGAAGAACGCAAUUAUCAUAUUUUUUAUCAAUUACUGAAUGGUGCUGACCCUGCUUUACGAAAAAAGCUCCUUUUGUCUAAUGAAUUUAAUGAUUAUGAAUACCUGAAGAAAUCUUCUCUUACUAUCCCGGGCGUUAAUGAUGCUGAAGAAUUUAAAGGAUUGUUGUCCUCCUUCAAAAUUUUGGGUUUUACCGAAAAAGAAAUUUUUGAUAUGUUCAGCAUAAUUUCUAUUAUUUUGCACAUAGGUAAUAUUGCUAUUGGCGCUGAUCGUUCUGGUGUUGCUCGCCUUACCAAUAUGGAUGAUGUUGAUAAGCUUUGCCAUCUUUUGGGUGUAUCUCCGGAAUUAUUUUCCCAAAACCUUAUCCGUCCACGAAUUCGUGCAGGUCACGAAUGGGUGGUGAGUGCUCGGUCCCAAGAACAUGUUAUAUCUUCUGUAGAGGCAUUGGCCAAAGCAAUUUACGAGAGAAACUUUGGCUGGCUUGUGAAGCGUAUAAAUAGUGCAAUAAGCCGAAACACCUCUUCGAACACUUUUAUUGGAAUUUUGGAUAUCGCAGGUUUUGAAAUUUUUGAGACAAACAGUUUUGAACAGUUAUGCAUUAAUUAUACGAAUGAACGCCUGCAGCAAUUUUUUAAUCAUCAUAUGUUUGUUUUGGAGCAGGAAGAAUAUAUGAAAGAAGAAAUAAAGUGGGACUUCGUGGAUUUUGGCCAUGAUUUGCAACCUACUAUUGAUUUGAUUGAGAAAUCUAAUCCUAUUGGCAUUCUAUCAUGCCUGGAUGAAGAAUGUGUGAUGCCAAAAGCCACAGAUACUACCUUCGUUUCUAAAUUAGAUGCAUUAUGGAGAGACAAAUCGCCCAAGUAUAAGCCAUUUAAAUUUGCUGGAUCUGGUUUUAUUUUAACGCAUUAUGCGGCCGAUGUACCUUAUUCAACAGAAGGUUGGUUAGAAAAAAAUAGUGACCCACUGAACGAAAAUAUCGCCAAGUUAUUUGCUCAUUCUACCAAUAAGCAUAUAGCUGAGCUUUUCUCUGAUUACCAAGAGGUUGAGACGAAAACGGUACGUGGACGCACCCGUAAAGCUCUUUUUCGAACCGUUGCACAGAGGCACAAAGAACAGUUAAAUCAAUUGAUGAACCAAUUUAACACGACACAACCUCACUUUAUUAGGUGUAUCAUACCUAAUGAAGAAAAGAAGAGCCAUUCGUUCAACAGAGCUUUGGUUUUAGACCAACUACGAUGCAACGGUGUUUUGGAAGGAAUACGGAUCACUCGUGCUGGAUUUCCUAAUAGGAUGCCCUUUAACGACUUUAGGCUUCGUUAUGAAAUGAUGGUAAAUCUUCCGAAAGAUAACUAUAUCGAAUCUCGACGUGCUUCACUUCUAAUACUUCAGCAAAUGGGACUUUCAGAAGAUCAGUUCAGAAUUGGUGUUUCGAAGAUUUUCUUCAAGGCAGGAGUGCUAGCAAGUUUGGAAGAAAGAAGACUACAUACUCUUCAGAAUAUAGUAAUUUCUUUACAGGUUCGAAUUCGUGGUUUUGUGCAAAGAAAGAAAUUCCAGAAGCGCUUAAAGGACAUAGAAUCCAUAAAGCAGAUACAGGCAAAUAUUUCUGUGUAUGACGAGCUUCGAAAACAUCCCUGGACGAAGCUAUAUUUUAAGUUAAGACCAAUGCUCAGUAGUACACACAAUGAUGAAAAAUUAAAGCGUAGAGAUGCGGAAAUUAUAGAACUGAAGUACGAAAUUAAGAAAAUCACGAAUGUUAAGGAGGGUCUUGAAGCUAAAGUCAAUGAAUCUAAUAAGUCUUAUCUUGCUUUAGAAAAUGCCCUAACCAGCGAACGAGCCAUUGCACUUGAUAAGGAAGAAAUUCUGCGUCGUACUCAAGAAAAAUUAGCGUCUUUGGAAGAAUCUAGUGGAACGUUAAGUGCUACUUAUAAAGAUAUGGAAGCUCGAUUGGCUGAUAUUGUAAAUGAGAAAGAAGCAGGCAACAAGCACAUUGAAGAGAUGACGGUUACCCUUGAGUCCAUAUCGUUUGAAAACGAGAAAAUGAGAGAAGAAAAUAAAAAGCUACAGAAAGACUUAGAUACUUCUCGAAUGGACAUUGAACAAAUUAAAUCUGCAUUGUCGGCUGCUAAGAUGGAGAUAAAUUCAUUAUCUAAAGAAAAGACGUCUACUGAUGAGGGUCUAACAAAGCUAAGAGAAGAUAACGAGAAGAAAGGGCUCGAAUUGUCGUCUUUGAUGGAUAAAAAUUCUACUUUAAAUCGCGAACUUCAGAAGUUUAAAGAAAUGAGCAAAUCAUUAGAAGAAAGACUAGCUAAUGAAAUGAGUACGACGAAAAACAUGAACUUCACCUUAAGAAGCGUGUCUUCUGAAUUGGAACGAAACAAAAUCGAAAAAUCAGACAUGGCUAAUGAUAUAUCGAUCUUAAAACAACAAAACCAAGAACUUGACGUUCUGAAGGGAGUUCAACAAAUGACGAUAGAAAACCUUGAACAGAAAAUCGGGUAUCUUGAAGCUGACGUUAAGGAAAUGUCUCAGUUGAAGAAAGAACUUGGUGCUUUAACCGAAAAAGAUAACUUAUAUAAAGUUCAAUCUUCUAGGAAUCAAGAACUUGAAGCAAUAAUAAAAAAUCAUAUGCUUACAAUUAAAGAUCUUGAUAGCAAUUUGAAAGAUGCUAACAGCAAGUUACUGAAAUUGCAGGAUUUUCCAUCAAAGUAUGAAAGCUUGACUGCAAAAUCCGAAGAGCUACAGAAGAAAGUUCGACAACUUGAAAGGUUCAAAUCAGAUUUUGAGCUUCAAAACAAGGAGAUCUUCAGCUUACGCAAGAUUGAAAAUGAUUAUCGUGAACUACUGCUUAAACAUGAUAAGUCAACGAAAGAUAUCGAACGUUUAGAAACAAGCAGUUUUUCUACUAAUGAUCGAUAUCAAAAAUUGCUUGAUGAGCAUAGCGGUUUGAGGAAAAAAUUUGGAGACAUAACUGGCCAGCUCGAUUCAGCCAUGCAGAAACUUCCCAGGAUUCCCUUAUUAGAAAGUGAAAUUGCAAAAUUGAAGCAAGAUUUUACAAACACUGUUAGAGAACUUGAAGGAGAGAAACAAAAGGCUAUAUUAGCUAGUCAGGAUAACGAACAGUUACGUUCGUUAAAGAGAGAACUUCAGAAUAAACGACAAUUAGAAUUGAAUUGCCAGAAGCUUUCAGAAGAGGUUAAGACUACCCGAAGUUUGCGAUCAGAAGUCACCUUGUUGAGAAAUAAAGCCUCUGACGUGGAGUAUUCUAAAAACAAACUCACAGAGUCAGAAUUGAAAUUAAAGGAAGUCAGAAAAGAGUUAAAUUCUGCAAUAGAAUUGAACAAGAAGAAAGACGCUGAACUUCAUCGGUUAAAGGACCAUAAGCCUGCUGAGAAGGAGAAUAAACCUCCAGCGUCCUUUAAAAGCUCUCUUCCUGAGAGAAAGACUAUUUUUGACUUACAGGUGCGAAAUGCCAAUCAGACUCUUUUCGAGAAUCUGAAGAGAGACUACGAUAGGCUUAAUCUUGAAAAGCAAUAUCUUGAGAAGCAAGUGCAAGAAAGCAAAAAUUCUGGGAUGACACCACAAGCGACAGGCGGGUCUUUGGAGCGGGUUGCCUUUUCUCAUGCCGUAGAAGUGAAAGCCUUGAAAGACCAAAUCAAUAGCGAGAAGUCCAAGGUCUUUACCGCGCAAUACCAGUUUGAAAAGCGAGAAAAAGAAUUACUGAAAUUAAUUUCCGACAUGGAAAAGCAGAACCGAUAUUCAUUAAUUGACGUUCGGGCGCUUCGAGACAGAAUUGCUAGUCUUGAAGAAGAGCUGGCAGUAUCUUCUCGAGCAUGAUGUUGGUUUACACUAUGCAUAUGGUCAUUUCAUUCUUUAAUUAUAGUUAGUUGAUAUUUCUUUUGUAAAUAUAUAAUAUUGAUAGAUCUUUAGGACGCGAUGAAUUGAAUUGAAUUUCAUUAUGAAUAUGAUAUAUGUAAAGGAAAUGAGGGUAUUCAAAAGAAAAAUUUCUAUAAACGAAUGAAAAGAAAAGCAAG